This is a messenger RNA of Alternaria novae-zelandiae, 3792 nucleotides long. RefSeq lists its product as uncharacterized. The coding region runs from base 1 to 3792 and encodes 1263 amino acids. Gene Ontology annotation, cellular component: nucleus. NCBI's taxonomy places the organism in Eukaryota, Fungi, Ascomycota, Dothideomycetes, Pleosporales, Pleosporaceae. Gene Ontology annotation, biological process: regulation of DNA-templated transcription. The record is from RefSeq and is a predicted model, not a curated record. The transcript is spliced from 2 exons.
AUGCCGGCCGCGCGCCCCCGGGCCUCAUUUGAGCCCAUACCGCCCGAUUUCGAUGUGCGCACCUUUGUGGAGACCGCGGACAAUUUCCAAUAUGUCGACCGCAUUUCCUACGAGAUGAUCGCCAACAAUGGCAUCGAGGCCUUUGAGAAGCUGGUGAUGCUGCACGUCAUAAUAGGCGGCAAGCCUCUGGUAAUCGACGGGUUCGAGGAGGUUCUGGAUCCUUGGACCUUUACACCUUCGUGGCUGCGCGAUAACCAUGGCGAUAAAGUCGAGAAUGCGCGCAAUCUCUCGACCAAGGAGAACAUUCCUCUGACCAUGAAGCACUAUCUCAAGCACAUGACGAAGCUGACCGAGCAAUUCUUCGACGGCCCCGACGACGCAUACCGCGAUAAGGCGAGGCAGCGCAUCUACCUCAAGGAUAUCGACUGUCCUCAAGUGUGGCAUGAUAAACUGAAGGAGCACAUUCCCUCGGUUCUGUUCUACCUCAACGAGAGCACCGGUGAGCCUGGCGGUCCCGGCGCAUUGGACGAGCCCGGUGGUCGCAAAGGACGCGGUAUUGGACGCGCUGGAGAUCUCAUGAGCAGCCUGCCACCUGAGAUGCGCGCGGAGAACCUCAUGUGUUAUAUUGGUCACGAAGGCACCUACACCCCAUCACAUCGAGAGAUGUGCGCCUCACUCGGUCAAAACAUCAUGGUCAAUGCAUCAGGCAACAUCAGCGAAGACGGCAAGCAGGAGCGUCCUGGAUCGUCCAUCUGGUUCAUGACAGAGAGCAAGGACCGUCAUGUUGUCUCGGAAUACUGGCUUUCGGUACUAGGCCACGACAUAGAAGUGGAGAACCAUUUCGCGCAGCUCAUCGCUUGGAAAAAGGCCCCAUUCCAGACUUAUGUUGUAGAGCAGCGAGCGGGCGACUUUAUACUCAUCCCACCACUGGCUCCUCACCAAGUCUGGAAUCGCGGCACGCGAACCAUGAAGAUUGCUUGGAACCGGACAACUGUCGAAACACUGGAACUCGCACUGAACGAGGCAUUGCCCAACUCCCGAGUCGUCUGCAGAGAUGAGCAAUACAAAAACAAGGCCAUUGUCUAUUACACCCUUCAGAAAUACUCCAGCCUCAUCAAGUCCGCGCGCGCUCAAGUCGAAGCGGGUGGUGAACAGGCAGUUGCAAUUCAAACGUCAGUCAAAAUAAAGCAAGUGCAGAAGGAUUUCAAGAAGCUUUUCGAUCUGUAUAAGGCCAUUCUGCUGUCAGAGGCGUUUGCACCGGACUCACGAGAACACCCAGAGUUUCUUCCCUACGACAGCAACGUAACUUGUGCCUAUUGUAGAUGCAACAUCUUCAAUCGCUUCCUUAGCUGCAAGACUUGCAAGAACUUGUUCAGUUCGGAGAUCGAAGAACCAUACGACGUUUGCAUGGACUGCUAUUGCAUGGGACGAAGCUGUGGCUGUCAAUCAGGAUACACAUGGGUCGAACAGUGGAAGUGGAAGGAUCUCCUCCACAAGUACGAAGAGUGGCGCGCUCAGAUUAUCGACAUCGAUGGCUUCGUACAUGAGAAGACUCCGCUUCCACUGCAAGAAGAGCGACGAUAUCUUGGCAAGAAGACAUUGGCCACAGUCUGUCAAGAGCAACUUCGAGUCCGACCCUUCGUCGAUAUUAAGAACCCGCAACCUGAGAGCGUGUCCGACGAUGAGGAGCCUGUCGUUGACGAAUACGGCAACGUCAAGAAGGUUGCGAACAAGAAGUCGAAGCAGUACCUUUCGAAGCACAAGUCGUGCCAUUUUUGUCUUCACCGCCAUCCGAAAUGGAAGAUGGCAUUCUGCACGAGCUGUGACCUGUCCUAUUGCUACGGUACCCUGUUUCGAGCACACGACAUGAUGCCGGUAAACGUCAUGGAGGCUUACAACUGGAAGUGCCCACACUGCAGACGAGUUUGCAACACUGGCGCCUGUCGACGUGACCCCCGACAACAUCCAUACGAGCCCAAAGGAACUUUGCUCGGCCACGACACCAAGAAAGUGGCUGAUAUACGCUCAGUAGAGUGUCUUGUCGACUUCAGUGUGUCUAACCUGAACUGGUUGCGGGAAGAGGAGGGUAUGGGCCAGAGUGCAAUGCAACGCAGAAUGCUUCAAGCGGAGAUGGACAAAAUGGCGGAUCCUUCCCUUGAUGCGCGAUUCAUUGAAGAUGAUCACGGCUACACCCGAUACGGUAUUACCUACUCUCCAGUUGAGGACGCCAACGGCGUCGUUCACGACAAUGGUGAUGGAGGGGCAAAUGGUGCUCCAUACUACCAUGAUCCCGGCAUGGAUGGGGAGAUUCCGCGUCUGGGUCAGAAGCGUGGUCGCGAAGAAGACGAGGAUGUACAGGGCGGCCGGCGGAAGAAGGCCAAGGCAAAGAAACAGAAGAAGAAGAAGGACGACGAAGCACAACCCCUGCAACCGAAGAAUGCAUCUGGCAAGGAAUAUCAAAAGGAGGUACAGAGGAAGCUGCUCGAGGAUGCCAAACGCGAGGACAGGUUCAUCAUGGUUGCCGCAAAGAUGAAGGGUAAAUCCAAGGUGGUAAAGUUAUCUCUGGCCACUGGCCAUCUUGACCGAAUCCGGCAAAGACCCGUCCCCGAGCGCGCCCCAGUGCUGCGACAAGGCACUCCUGAGGAAAUCGAAGCGUCUGGCGACAUGCGGUCCAUUCUACAGUCCGAUGUUGUGCCGAAGCCAAACACUCUCAAGAGCGUGGCUGAGAAAGAGAAGGACGCGAAGACAUAUCGGAUCCGAGUAGAAGAGGAUGAGGCAUACUCAACGCGCAAGCGCAAUCCGGAAAUUAGCGGCGCUGCGAAACCAGGCAGGCCUCGUGGCUCCAAACGAUUUGAAGAGAUCACGCUCGAUUCCGAUGAGGAGUUUGGUGGCGAAGAAGACGAGCCCGGAUAUACUGGUCGCCCGCGUGGGCGUGCAUCGAACUGGUUGGCGCGAAGGAAUGAAGGUGAAGAAGACCUACCCACCGAGCUGCCGUCCGACUUUAGGGAUGGAGCUGUAAGGCCCAACCGGGAGAAAGACCGAGAGCGAAGCCGCGUGUAUAAUGAGCGCCGAAAAUCCAUGCCAGCAAAACCAAAAGCUGGAAUCAGACCUACAGGACCACCAUCCGAAGAUCCGGAACCCAACAACGCUGGUGAUGUCUCCGGUCAUGCCUCUGACCAGGAUGGUCUUCACGAAGAGGAUGACCAGUCUAGUGAAGCUUUCAUUCUCGCACAACAAGCCGCUGCCGCUGCCCUGGAAGCCCAACGUCGGGAGGAGGAGGCAAAAGCUCGUGCAGAAGCUGAAGCUAGAGAAGCCGAGGAGAAUCUGCGAGCGAAGAUGGCGCUGUUCCCCGAUUCGGACGAUGACCAGCUCAUGGACACAUUCCUUGGUGAUCUGCCCGCUGAUGAGGAGCCAUUCGAAGAUGACACACGAUCUGAGGACAAAAAGCCAGAGCCUGUCCGCACAGGGCCACCGCCAACUACAAACUCCAUCUUGAGUGGGUUGAACGGGAAGAAGAUCAAGAUUGUUGCGGCAUCCAAGCGGAACGGUAACGGGCCAAGCAAGGUCACUACCACGACGACUGUUACUGCACCAGCGUCCAAGUUUUCCUCCGUCAAUAGAAAGCCCCAGGCUAUCAACGUGUCGGAUUCGGAGAGUGAUGAUGAGAUUCCUGCGAGCGCACCAGCUCCGAAGAAACCUGUUGGCAGACCACCAGGUCGCCCUGCUAUGGUACCGACCCGCGGUUCGAGUUCUGGGAAGCGUGGUCGUGGACGUCCAAGGAAGACUACGUGA